Rotaria sp. Silwood2 is the source of this 2523-nucleotide messenger RNA. The record is from the annotation of a GenBank genome assembly. NCBI's taxonomy places the organism in Eukaryota, Metazoa, Rotifera, Eurotatoria, Philodinida, Philodinidae.
AUGGUGAAUGUAGAUAAUAAUAACUUUUAUUUCGAUAUUAAAAAUUAUUUUAUUCGAUUUGUACCCAAUCAAGAUAAUUUGGAUAUAAUAAAUGGAGAUGAUAAAUUAAAUUUAUCAAUCAAUCCUAUAAGUAGAAGUAUUCGUCAUGCACUUGAAUAUUGUGUCAAUGAUUUAAGACGUGAUCGUGAUAAAACUAUCGAACGACUUCUUAGUGAAAAAACUGUUAACGAUAUUUUUCGUUCUAUAGCACAGUUAUUACUAAGCAACGAUGAUCGUGUCUGUGGUAAUAGUGCUUAUAUUUUGGGUAGUGCAGUAGAAUUAGAACCAGGUUUAAAACAAUUUUUAACUGUAUUUUCCACUGAUCGUACAUCGAAUACUGUUGAUAUUAUACGAGUAUUAUGUCAUUUAUUAAAACAUUCUGAUUCUGAAUGUGUUUUGAAUGCUGCUGGUACGCUUGGUACUAUAUGUAGUUCAAAAGAAGGACGUGAUAUAAUAUUAAAUCAUGCUUGUAUUGCUCAAAUGAUUAUAAAUACAUCAUCAUUAUUAUCUUCUACUAAUCCGUGGAUUGCUAGUAAUGUUGCAUUAGUACUUGCUAGAAUUACUGUUGAAGAACUUGGUUGUCAAACAAUAUUGACACACUCUAAACAUCGAGAAAUUUUAAAUCAACUUACGUCAGCACUUGAUAUUAGUGAACCAAGUCGUUCGACAAAUGCUGCUUUUGCUAUUGGACGUUUAAUUGAAAAAGAUGAAGGAAAAAAAAUAUUAAUUUCUGUUUGUGGACAAUAUAAAAUAUUCGAUGCAUUAUUACAUAUGCUUGAAAUAAAUGAAGAAAAAGGUGUAAAUAAAAAUGCUUGCUAUGCAUUAAGUUGUUUAUGUACAACUCAUUAUGGUUUUCAAUUAUGUCUACAAUAUCUAACAGUCUUUCAUCGAAUACUUUUUGCUAUUGAAACAAUACUUUCAUCUAAUGAACAUGAAAAUAUUUGGUUUGCUUUAAUGUGUCUUAGAACAAUUGCGCAAUAUGAUGGAGCUAAUGAUCAUUUAUGUUAUUCAAAAACUUUACCGGAAAAAUUAAAACAAAUACGAGAUAAAUGGAUUACACAUAAAGAUAUUCAAGAUGAAGCUAAAUUACUUUGGUAUAUGAUUUUAUAUAUUAAAUUAGAAUGUCGAAAUACUUCUGCUGAUAUAUCUUGGAAUUUAUGUAUUGAUAAUUGGGAUAAUAAUGAAUUUCAAUAUCGAAUUAUUCUUGAUGACAUACCAAUUGCUGUAACAAAUAAUGCAAAUUAUUGUUUAAAAAAUUUAAAAGCAAAUACAAAUUAUAGUGUACAAGUUCAAUAUGUAACAUCUCAUGGUGACAGUAUUCCCAGUGAUCCAACUCUAUUUCAUACAGAUGAAGAAUUACCUCCGCCUAUUAAUAAUCUUCAUGUUGUACGUAGAACAAUGACAGCAGCUCGUAUUGCUUGGGAAUCUCCCGAUCUUAGUGGAUGUAAUUCAUUUAAAGGCUAUCAAGUUUAUUUAGAUAAUUCUGAGUAUGAAUGCACAACUGAAUGUGGAACAACACUUAGUUCAUUAUCAGCUAGUACAACCUAUCAAAUUGAUGUAUGUGUUAUUAGUAAUAAAGGCAAAGGACCACGAGUAACAAUAAAUGUAGUUACUGCUUCAGCAGGUGAUUCAUAUCCAGCACCACCCACAUUUUCAAUAGUAGGUCGACGUGAAAUACAUAUUAAAUGGCAACCACCAGAAGUUAUGUCUGGCCGUUUCAGUCGUUAUGAACUUUUAUGUAAUAAACGAUGUAUUUAUUCAGGUACAGAUCAAGAAUAUCAUGCAACAAUGCUUAAACCAGAUACAGAAUAUACUAUGGAAGUUAUUGUUAUUACAAAUGAAGGUCGAUUUCGUAGUCGACCAGCAAAAGUUCGUACAUUAAAAGAUGAAUUUAGUAAUGCACAUCGUCAUUCACUUUAUGAACCACCACCACCAAACCAAAAUUUAUCUAAAUUAAAACGAGUAGAAACAUUUGAUUCUUCAAUGCUUUCAGGCAUCAAUAGUAUUACGUCGAAAAUAUCAUCAAAAUCUGAACGACGUCUAUCUAGAGAAAAUAGUGUACCAAAUCGCAAUGUCGAUAUGACAACUGUUCAUACAUUACAAUUAAAACCACAAAACUUAUCUAAUACCCGAUCAUUACCCGGAUUAGUAAAAGUUGCUCAAUCUCGUCAAGUAGGAACAAUAAAAACACAUCAUACUCAUCGAUCCCAAACAAAUUUAAUAACUUCAAAUCAACGACAAGUUCAAGCACGAAUAACAGCUUCUGUUAUUGUUCCUACACUUGCAAUCGAUCCUGAUCCUAAAAUAAAAUGGGCAACACCUGUUACACAUAAAGUAACACAAUCAACGUCAUUUCGACUUGCAGUAGCCUCAAAACCAUCUCCAAUUUUAAAUGAUGCACGAAAAAUUGAUCGUGCUGUGUCAACUUCCUUACCAGAUCUACCAUUAGAUAUGACACGAACGAAAUCAUUUAUUCCAUCAUAA